Messenger RNA from Exophiala oligosperma, 2237 nucleotides. RefSeq lists its product as hypothetical. The transcript has 2 exons. Lineage: Eukaryota; Fungi; Ascomycota; Eurotiomycetes; Chaetothyriales; Herpotrichiellaceae. The record is from RefSeq and is a predicted model, not a curated record. The coding region runs from base 314 to 856 and encodes 180 amino acids.
CUCUGAUUAAUCCAGUAUAUCGUGUUGUUAUUUCUGCUUCUGCGGAGUGAAUGAAUUGUAAACCUCAUUUUCUGUAAUAUUUGUUUACAUUUUGUGUUUGUACCAUCACAACCAUCCCAAGCAGCUUCGACAGAAAUCAGCGAAAAUGGUGAAUCUCGCAAAGCGCAUGCGAAACUUCCAACCAAAAGUGAGUUCUGGGUUGACCUGACCCAUCUUCUUCAAGCUCAUUCUUUUCCAGCUAUUAGCGGUUCAAUAUGGCAAAGGCGCAGCCGUCCUUCCUCCUCCUCCAUCUCCUCAAUUAACUCGACUUACCAUGAGAUUCCCACGGACCGAAUGGUCUUUAAGCAACCAGGGUCCCAGAAUGUUCGCGAAAGACAGCCUCCCACGACUGAAAUACCACAAUCCUACUUUACCUAUAAGGGUCGAAGACACACAAAGCUCAACGUUAGAGCUAACGUUUGAGAGCGCCGAUAAAGCCUCAUUAGAAAAACUACAAAAACGAGAUGACUCCGAUAACCUGGAGGAUGAAUGGACUGAGAUACAAACCAAACCACAAGAACCUGCUGAUCAGGCCUCUACCUCAACAUCAGUCCCCAUCUUCACGAGGAAUGGCAUCCUGGGGCUGAAGGGCAAGCAUUCAAGAGAAAUCUGGAGAUGGCUCGAACACAAGACGGCAUGCAAGGAUGUAUCAAUCACUCCACAGGACGAUAUUCUGAGACGAAAAUUACAAGGAAUCGCCCGCAAGUCUGCCGCAGAUCGCAUGCUCGUCAAGGCCGGCAUGGACGCUCUCAGGAAGCAACAGGCAGAACUAAAGAAAGCAAGAGAAGCUGCGGAGAGAUUGACUUCAGAAGCAUAAUACCUUGCGUGUAAAAUAAAAAGUGGCCUCUACGGCUCAUGGUUGCCUUCUGUACAUUACAACAUUGGUUCUAGUUGGUGAUGGCUAGGGCACGAUGACUGGCUCAACACAUUUAGCAUUGACCAGAUAUUCGAGAAUCGAGAUACCCAAUUUUCUUCAAGCAAAGGCAGCUACUCAGCACUUUGAGGGAAGGUUUCAAAGGUCUCAGCCCAUGGACACCAACAAAUGUACGUUUUCUGAUGGGUUCACCUCUCGCUAUAUCCGGCUUAGGAAAUGUUCCCACUCAAAUAUCUUUUCCCUUCUCAACCACUCUAGGCGCUGCUUUGGUACGGGCGGCAGUCGUCAUGCCAAAGUACAGCGACUACAGUCUUGAAUGGGUGUUAACCAUGACCCUUCACAUCAAACAUUGACGACCUCACGAAAAUGCAGGUAAAUCAGCUCAAAUUGGUCGGACGGAUAUGGCGACUCCCCAAUACAUGGUCUCGGAUGCGCUUGCGAUGUUAGCACCGUUCCCUGGUUACAACACCCAAUUUUGUUGACACAUCACUUACUAGGAUCAGUCACUUUACUCUAGUCAAUCAACUUGCACGCUGCGAACCUCUCAUCUUGCUCACUUGGAUCAAACACCGUUCUCCAGUCACCCAUAUCCGGAAAACAGAACUACUCUGUUUGCCGUUGGUAUUGGCAAUCACGACGAGAUAUUUGCAAUUAUGACGAACUGUUUGAAAUCACAACGAGCUGUUUGGAAAAUAUUGAGUCAAAAGACUGUUUGCGUCGCCUCCGAUGGAUUAUAUAAACUCGAGAUUUCCCGACUAUCCUCUGCUCAACUACCACUCCUCUUCGAACAUCUUACAAAGCCUCAAGAACCUCAAAAUCAAAUCAAUAACCAACCACUUUAAAUCUAUAUCAUACCACGCCCAUCAUGUCCAGCGGAGACAGUAAACCCAGUGGCAGCAACAGUCCUCCCCACGGAGGCACCAAGCCGAAGAACAGCAAGCCACCACCAAAUCGACCCCCUCCCAGACCAUAGGAGACCAUAGGAGCCAAAACCGACUCCCGGCGUCUCUUCAAUGAGGCCAUGGCGUCAGACACAAAUCGAGCUACAUGGUGAUUACCGGUGCUGAGACGUUCUUUUGAUCUACCCUGUACGAGUGGAACUGGAUUCAUAUUCUUUUCUGGGACGAAGACUUGGUGGGACGCGGACGCGACGAGGCGUGCUGGCCAUCGAACUGAUCGUCGGGGGGUCAGGCCAGGUCUUCUUUGGUCUGGCAAAUUCCUAGGGCUGAGAUAUAGUCACUCUUUUGUUGUCUUGGUUGCAUUGCCUGGAGCUGGAUAGACGGUGGAUGGUGGUAUUUACAAUAGGCAGCAAUCCAAAUUUUAU